AUGACUUAUAAUGAAUCUCCUAGCGCUUGCACUCAUCCCAAGCUUACCCACGUCACUCGUGAUUGUUCUGCGACUCAACCACUAUCUAAUUUCAAUCCUUCAAGAUAUAAUACUCUGCAUUCUGAUGGGACCUACUCCAACCCAGGAAGGGCUUCCACUCAAUACAAAAAUCUACCGCAAUUUUUACUAUUUCAAAAAACCACGGUUUCAGACUUUGUGCCGCGUCGAGAGAUGGACACGAGACAUACUCGCCUACCAUCGCUUCCACUUGUCAGUGAGCCUACAUUGGGCAGUCCAUCAGUGUUCGGUGACGAUUAUGUUCCAUUGAGCUCUCUUGGAUCAGCUCGAGCAAUCAGCGCUGCCACCGAGCGUCGCAAAAUCCCUUCUCCUCUACCUACUUGUCCAUCUGGUUCCUUUCCUCUUCUCUCUGCUUCUUCUUUGAGAUAUACUCGUCGAGCCGAACCCCCGAUACAGCUUAUAACAGAAGGAUCAUCAGUUGAGGCUAAGGUAAUCAUCAAAAGUUUUCACCUGCCUACCUCAUCAAGUCAGUUUUGUGGAUCCCCGAACUCUCUUUCUUCUGAAUCUAUGAGUCUUCCUAGUCCACAUGGAGGAGUCUUUGUACCCCUCCGAACCUCUUCGCCUCAAUCUCAAAUCAUUUCGCCGCCUCCAGAAAGAUUCCGAAGUCACUCAGUCGGAACUUGUGGGCAUACUAGUGUAUCUUCUCUUUCUGAAUCCUACAAAACAUUCGAGACGAAUGGCUACGUUUAUAGACCUACUUCUGCUGUUCUUAGUGACCAAUACUAUUAUUCUCAGGUUCAAACCAAACAACUUUGUAAGAGAAAUUCUAGUUUUUCUAGAGUUAGAAGAUUAUCUGGUAGUUUUCUUCAACUUUUGAAAGGUGGUGGAGAAAAGAACUAA
Molecule: messenger RNA, 918 nt
Organism: Melampsora larici-populina 98AG31
Lineage: Eukaryota; Fungi; Basidiomycota; Pucciniomycetes; Pucciniales; Melampsoraceae
Exons: 2
Coding region: 1-918 (305 amino acids)
Source: RefSeq, a predicted model, not a curated record